GAGGCUCGGCGGAGCGGCGGAGGCGGCGGCGCGGCACUUGCGCGCCGUGCGGCACUUGCGCUCCGCGCCAUGCCGGCGGCGCUGGGGGCUGCGCGGCGCUGCGCCCUGGCGGGGCCGCUCCUGCCGGUGCCGCCGCCGCCGGUGCUGCUGGUGCUGCUGGUGCUGCCGGUGCUGCCGGCCGCGGGGACCGAGGGGAAGGCGCGGAGCUGCGGCGAGGUACGGCAGGCGUACAGCGCCAAGGGCUUCAGCCUGGCCAGCGUGCCCUACCAGGAGAUCGCAGGGGAACAUUUGAGAAUAUGCCCUCAGGAAUAUACAUGCUGCACCUCGGAAAUGGAGGACAAGUUAAGCCAACAGAGCAAACUGGAGUUUGAAAACUUAGUGGAGGAGACAAGUCACUUUGUACGCACGACUUUUGUAUCCCGGCACAAGAAGUUUGAUGAGUUUUUCCGAGAACUUCUGGAGAAUGCAGAACGAUCCUUAAAUGAUAUGUUUGUGCGGACCUACGGCAUGCUGUACAUGCAGAACUCUGAGGUGUUCCAGGACCUCUUCACAGAGCUGAAGCGUUACUACACGGGAGGCAACGUGAACUUGGAGGAAAUGCUGAACGACUUCUGGGCUCGGCUGCUGGAGCGGAUGUUCCAGCUUAUAAACCCCCAGUACCAUUUCAGCGAGGACUACCUGGAGUGUGUAAGCAAGUACACAGACCAGCUGAAGCCGUUUGGAGAUGUGCCCAGGAAGCUGAAGGUUCAAGUGACUAGAGCAUUCAUUGCUGCACGGACCUUUGUGCAGGGGCUGACAGUAGGCCGAGAAGUUGCGAACAGAGUAUCCAAGGUCAGUCCCACCCCAGGGUGCAUCCGGGCGUUAAUGAAGAUGUUGUACUGCCCUUACUGCAGAGGACUUCCCACUGUGAAACCUUGCAACAACUAUUGCCUCAAUGUAAUGAAGGGAUGCCUAGCAAAUCAGGCUGAUUUGGAUACUGAGUGGAAUCUGUUCAUAGAUGCUAUGCUUCUGGUAGCGGAGAGAUUAGAGGGACCAUUCAACAUUGAAUCAGUCAUGGAUCCUAUUGAUGUCAAGAUUUCUGAAGCCAUCAUGAACAUGCAAGAAAACAGCAUGCAGGUGUCAGCAAAGGUCUUCCAAGGAUGUGGCCAGCCUAAACCAGCACCUGCCCUGAGAUCUUCCCGUUCUGUCCCUGAAAACUUCAAUACCCGGUUUAGGCCAUAUAACCCAGAGGAGAGACCUACAACUGCUGCUGGCACAAGUUUGGAUAGGCUGGUAACAGACAUCAAAGAAAAGCUAAAGCUCUCUAAAAAGUUCUGGUCGACAUUGCCCUACACAAUCUGCAAGGAUGAGCGAGUGACAGCCGGUCCGUCAGUGGAGGAGGACUGCUGGAAUGGCCACACCAAGGCGAGAUACUUGCCUGAGAUUAUGAACGAUGGCUUGACCAACCAGAUCAACAAUCCAGAAGUAGAUGUGGACAUCACAAGGCCAGACACCUUCAUUCGACAGCAAAUCAUGGCCUUGCGUGUCAUGACUAACAAACUGAAGAAUGCGUACAAUGGGAAUGAUGUCAACUUCCAGGAUACGAGUGAUGAAACCAGCGGCUCAGGCAGUGGAAGCGGCUGCACGGACGACAUCUGUCCCACCGAGUUUGAUUUCGUCACCACCGAAGCACCGCCUGUCGACUCGGACAGGAGGGAGGUGGAGGCUUCAGCCACACAGCCUGGCUGGUCACUGCAGACAUUGCUCCUCAUCUGCCUCAGUCUCGUACUGCAGAGACAGUGGAGAUAA
Messenger RNA from Cinclus cinclus, 1788 nucleotides. RefSeq names its product glypican 6 (gene GPC6). Gene Ontology annotation, biological process: regulation of signal transduction; cell migration; regulation of protein localization to membrane. Gene Ontology annotation, cellular component: cell surface; synapse; plasma membrane. The record is from RefSeq and is a predicted model, not a curated record. The coding region runs from base 70 to 1788 and encodes 572 amino acids. Lineage: Eukaryota; Metazoa; Chordata; Aves; Passeriformes; Cinclidae. The transcript is spliced from 9 exons.